ACCUCUCGCUUCCUUCACCCCAGCCCCCACCGUUCCUCGUUCCUGGCUCUGUUUAAAUUCCGUGUGGGAAGAGUGUGCGCCGUUUAGAGUCGGUCUCAGACCAUGUUUUUCCUGACUCCAGUCUUGGUAGCAGUCGUCUGCAUUUUGAUUGCGUGGAUCUUUAAAAAUGCUGAUGAAAGAAGCAUGGAGGGGAGGAAGGGGGAGACCAGAGCCAGGGCCCAGACUCGUCCCUGGGUGGAUGAGGACCUAAAGGACAGUACUGACCUCCAGCAAGUAGAAGAAGAUGUUGAUGACUGGCAAGAGUCAGAGGAAAAUGUUGAACAUAUUCCAUUCUCCCACACCCGGUAUCCUGAGAAGGAAAUGAUUAAGAGAUCCCAGGAAUUUUAUGAACUUCUCAAUAAAAGACGAUCUGUCAGAUUCAUAAGUAAUGAACAAAUCCCCAUGGAAGUCAUUGAUAAUGUCAUCAAAUCAGCAGGGACCGCCCCAAGUGGGGCCCACACGGAGCCCUGGACCUUUGUGAUUGUGAAAGACCUGGAUGUGAAGCACAAGAUUCGAGAGAUCAUUGAGGAGGAGGAGGAAAUAAACUAUUUGAAAAGGAUGGGACGCCAGUGGGUUACAGACCUGAAGAAACUGAGGUACAAAAUAACCAACUGGAUUAAGGAGUACUUGGACACAGCUCCUGUUUUGAUUCUGAUUUUCAAACAAGUACAUGGUUUUGCAGCAAAUGGCAAAAGAAAGGUCCACUACUACAAUGAGAUCAGUGUUUCCAUUGCUUGCGGCAUCCUUCUGGCUGCUCUGCAGAAUGCGGGACUGGUGACUGUCACUACCACUCCUCUCAACUGUGGCCCCCGUCUGAGGGUGCUCCUGGGUCGCCCCGCAAACGAAAAGCUGCUGAUGCUGCUCCCCGUGGGGUACCCCAGCCAGGAGGCCACGGUGCCCGACCUAAUACGGAAACCUCUGGAUCAGAUCAUGGUGACCGUGUAGGCAGAAGCCCAUCAGGGAUGCUGGCAGACAAUGGCCUGGUCCUCUCUUGUUUCUCUUGGGUCUGCAGGCUGCUCUUUCCAUGGGUGUUAGGUCUCGUUCCACUCCACUCAAGAAAUCUUUCCACAUCAUCUGGCUCUUGGAGU
This is a messenger RNA of Nyctereutes procyonoides (raccoon dog), 1127 nucleotides long. It is a transcript of the gene IYD, whose product is annotated as iodotyrosine deiodinase. Gene Ontology annotation, molecular function: oxidoreductase activity. The record is from RefSeq and is a predicted model, not a curated record. The transcript is spliced from 5 exons. Gene Ontology annotation, biological process: thyroid hormone metabolic process. Bases 103 to 984 code for a protein of 293 amino acids. NCBI's taxonomy places the organism in Eukaryota, Metazoa, Chordata, Mammalia, Carnivora, Canidae.